Messenger RNA from Topomyia yanbarensis, 1856 nucleotides. Its product is annotated as ubiquitin-conjugating enzyme E2 J2. Lineage: Eukaryota; Metazoa; Arthropoda; Insecta; Diptera; Culicidae. The record is from RefSeq and is a predicted model, not a curated record. The coding region runs from base 301 to 1062 and encodes 253 amino acids. The transcript is spliced from 4 exons.
AAACGUCAUCCGAGCAGUCAUGUUUUGAGUUGAGAUUUAAUGGCAUUCGUGUGUGGUUUACCAAUUUUUACAUUUUCAAUUAAUCACUCCUUUUCUCAACAAAAGGAAGAGACGGUACCCAUUAAAAGGCACAAAGAAAUUGGAAAACAUCAGUGACGGAUUGCUGAAAAUUUUAAUUACGUGUACCUUUUGUUUACAUAAAAUUUUUCAGUUGUGUUUGGUAAAUUUCAAUUUAGAUCGAUCAAGAUUUUUUACCAGUAGUUUCUUUAUUGUCAGAAGUAUCUUUGAGUGUUCGACAAAAUGACCAAUCAAAAGCCAACCGCCACUUCUCGUUUGAAACAGGAUUACAUGCGUCUGAAAAGGGAUCCUGUGCCGUAUAUUACGGCGGAACCGCUGCCAUCGAAUAUUCUUGAGUGGCAUUAUGUUAUAAAAGGACCAGAGGAUUCCCCUUACCAUGGAGGCUAUUACCAUGGAACUUUAUUGUUUACAAAGGAAUUUCCCUUCAAACCACCCUCUAUUUAUAUGAUUACGCCCAACGGACGGUUCAAGACAAACAAGCGGCUAUGUCUCAGUAUAUCAGACUUUCAUCCGGAUACUUGGAAUCCAGCCUGGUCAGUGGCGACCAUUUUGACAGGUUUGUUAAGCUUCAUGCUAGAGACUACACCCACACUUGGUUCUUGUGAAUCCACUACCUACAUGAAACGAAAAUUCGCCCGCCAAUCGUUGGAGUUCAACAUGAAAAACGAAGUAUUCUGCGAGCUGUUCCCGGAGAUCUGCGAAGAGAUCAACGAACGGUUGGCCAAGAUCGAGGAACAUCGGAAGCAGAAUUCCGCAAAUAACAACGGUCCCAGUAUGACCACCAAUGGUGUCGCAAACGGAACAUUGCCCACUUCGGAUGGUUUGGAAGUGGAACCGGUCGAUGGAGGAGCCACUGGAGUUUCGAGUAGUGAUGAGAGUAACAAUAUUUGGCAUUCCCUGUAUACGAAUCUGAUCGUGCUGAUUGGAUUUGUCAUAUUUGCGUUGAUAGUGCAUUAUGUGAUCAAAAGCAUGAACAUUGAAUGAUUGUAAGCCGAUCGAAUGUGGCGCACUUUCGUUUCUCCAGAAUUUGUUUAUGUGGAAAUGGUUCGGUCGUUUUUGACUUGAUUAUACAAUAUGGUUAAAUUAUAGAUAUGUUGAUUAUUAUUAUUACGAUUAUAUUCGUGCAUGGGCAAAAUUUCGAAUGUCUUCUGCGCCUUUUCGGGCUUAAUACUACGUCAUAGUUGGAUCGUUAGAACCAGUAAAGCAAACCUGAUCUAGCUCGGAAUGAAAAAAAAAAUAAAUAAAACUGCAAUAGACUUCGAAUUAAAACAAAACAUUUUAAACGUCGAUUGUCAACACUCUGUGAGAUUUGUGCUAUCACUGACAGAUCAGUUAUGAUGUAGAUAACGCACUACUGUGUUUCUGAAUGUGAUGUAUUCAUUCAAGAAACGGGAACGAUAAAAUAACGCACGUUUGAAACUAAGUUCGAACAUCAGGGGUCGUAAAACAAAUCGCAAUACAGAUUCGUUACUAAAAGGUUUAUAGCAGGCUGAAAAUAAGAUUUAUAUCAACAUUAUGCUAAUCACCACGCGAUAAGCAAGCACACUCAAUAGCCAUAAUACACUGAAGCAGCGAUAGCUUAACUGAACAGUGUACUACAGUAACUAAAAUUUGAUAAAGCAACAAAACAUGUAAAUGCACGCGAUCGAAAAAAAACAUCGUAACACUAGACGUCUACGGAGAUUGUGAAUUGAGUGAUUCAAAUAGGUGAAAAUGCAGUAUUUAUUGUAAAUUACAAUUUGAAUAAACUGUGGAUAAAUAAAGAAAAAACCAUUUCA